This is a messenger RNA of Drosophila bipectinata, 13482 nucleotides long. It is a transcript of the gene kst, whose product is annotated as spectrin beta chain, non-erythrocytic 5 kst. Gene Ontology annotation, biological process: actin cytoskeleton organization. Gene Ontology annotation, molecular function: phospholipid binding; actin filament binding. The record is from RefSeq and is a predicted model, not a curated record. NCBI's taxonomy places the organism in Eukaryota, Metazoa, Arthropoda, Insecta, Diptera, Drosophilidae. Gene Ontology annotation, cellular component: cortical actin cytoskeleton; cell junction; cell projection.
GACAUACCUUUUGAUGAAGUGUCUAAAUUGAAGGUUCUCCGAUUCCGAAUUCGACCUGGUAAUCUGCCUCUGCUGAUACCAUGGUUUAAAAUUAGAAGCAAUUAUGCUGGCGAUAACCUGUUAUCUCGCAAUCAAUACCCCUCGGACGUCACGGGUUGGCUUUCUCUAUCUGUAGACUCACCAUUCCCCCACUAUUGAUUUUGGCCUGUUGCCAAGCUCAUAUGUCAUCACAGUAUGAGCCGGGAGGCUACUCCAACCUGCAGACGACCCAGACGCCCUCGAAUCGCAACUCCGCCAGCAUGACCCAGCGGGACGGCAUCAUCAAGUUCGAGAACGAGCGCAUCAAGACGCUCCAGGAGGAGCGGCUGCACAUCCAGAAGAAGACCUUCACGAAAUGGAUGAAUUCGUUUCUGAUCAAGGCCAAAAUGGAGGUCGAAGACCUAUUCACAGACCUGGCCGACGGCAUCAAGCUGCUCAAGCUGCUGGAGAUCAUCUCGUCGGAGAAACUGGGCAAGCCGAACAGCGGACGCAUGCGCGUCCACAAAAUCGAAAAUGUCAACAAGAGUCUGGCAUUCUUGCACACCAAGGUACGCUUGGAGUCCAUUGGUGCCGAGGACAUUGUGGACGGCAACCCCCGACUCAUCUUGGGUCUCAUUUGGACCAUCAUUCUGCGCUUUCAGAUCCAGGAAAUCGAAAUCGAUGUGGAUGAGGAGAACGAAUCCAGUGAAAAGCGUUCCGCCAAAGAUGCGCUCCUGCUGUGGUGCCAGCGGAAGACCCAUGGGUAUCCGGGCGUCAACAUCACGGACUUUACCAACUCGUGGCGCUCGGGUUUGGGCUUCAAUGCCCUGAUCCACUCCCACCGGCCGGACCUCUUCGAGUACAGCACCAUCGUCAACUCGAAGAACUCGAACCUGGACAACCUGAACCAUGCCUUCGACACGGCCGCCAACGAGCUGGGCAUACCCAGUCUGCUCGACGCCGAGGACGUUGACUCGGCCCGCCCCGACGAGAAGUCGAUCUUGACCUACGUGGCCUCCUACUACCACACCUUUGCGCGCAUGAAGAACGAGCAGAAGAGUGGCAAGCGCAUUGCGAAUAUCGUGGGCCAGCUGAUGGACGCCGAUCGCAAGAAGAUGCAGUACGAGCGCCUGACCACAAACCUGCUGAGCUGGAUCCGCCAGAAGACGCUCGAGCUGGAGCAGCGCGAUCUGCCCAACUCGCUGGAGGGCAUCCAACGGGAACUGCUCGCCUUCAAGGAGUACCGCACCAUUGAGAAGCCGCCCAAGUACAAGGAGCGCAGCGAGAUCGAGGCCCUGUACUUCACGGUCAACACUCUGCUGAAAGCUCUGAACCAGCCGCCAUACAACCCGCAGGACGGCCAGCUCGUCAACGACAUCGAGAAGGCCUGGCAGAUCCUGGAGUACGCCGAGCACCACCGCGAGGUGGCACUGCGCGAGGAACUGCUGCGCCAGGAGAAGCUCGAGCAGCUGAACUACAAGUUCGAGAAGAAGUCCGUGCUGCGCGAGGGCUACCUCAAGGAGAUGAUCCAGGUGCUGUCCGACCCGCGCUACCUGCGCCAAGUGGACGCCACGUUGAAGAAGCACGAGGCCAUCUCGGCGGACAUCCUGGCGCGCGUGGAGCGCUUCAACGACCUGACCGCCAUGGCCGAGGAGCUCGACAGGGAGAACUACCACGGCAAGGAGCGAGUGCGCCGCCGCGAGCAGGAGGUGAUGGCCAAGUGGCGCCAGUUGCUGGAGCUGCUCGAGAACCAGCGCCUCAACCUCUCCCAGAUGAGCAACCUGAUGAACCUGCUGCGCGAGAUUGCCGGCACCACGGAGUCCGUGCGCGAGCUGCAGCAGCAGUUCGCCUCCGAGGACGUGGGCCCCCAUCUGCUGGGCGUGGAGGAGCUGCUGCAGGCCCACUCCCUGCAGGAGCUGCAGGUCAACACCUACGGCGAGACUCUGAAGCGCUUCAACCGCCAGGCUUUACCCUACAAGAACUCCGAGCACAAGGACGCCGCCCUGCUGGCCCAGCGCCUCUCCGAGCUGGAGGAGGCCUACUCUGAACUGCUGCGACGCUCUGCCGCCCGGAGAGCGCGUCUGGAGGAGGCGCGCAACUUCCACCACUUCAUGGAGGACUACGACAACGAGGAGUCCUGGCUGGUGGACAAGCAGCGCAUCUGCAAGACGGGCAUCACGGCCAAGGACCUGCGCGCGGUGCUGUCACUGCAGCAGAAGCACAAGGCCCUCGAGGACGAGAUCAAGUCGAGGAAGCCCAAGUCCGGCCAGAUGUCGGAGGCCGGCAAGCGGCUGAUCGGCGAGCAGCACCCGCGCUCCUCGGAGAUCCAGAGCCGGAUCGACUCGCUGGCGGAGCACUGGCAGGCCCUGGAGGCGCUCGUGGAGGUCAGACGCCGGCAGCUGGAAGACGCCGCCGAAGCCUAUCAGUUCUACACGGACGCCAACGAGGCCGAGUCCUGGCUGAACGAGAAGAUGGCCCUGGUCAACUCCAAGGACUACGGCAGCGACGAGCCCUCGGCCCAGGCCCUGCUCCAGCGACACCGCGACCUGCAGGGCGAGCUGAACGCCUACUCCGGAGACAUCCUCAACCUGAACCAGCAGGCGGACAAGCUGAUCAAGGCGGGCAUCUGCACGCUGGAGCUGUCGGCCGUCGAGCCGGAACUGCCCGAGGUGGAGCAGGAGGAGUGGGUGAACGAGACAAGGCUGGUGCCCAAGGAGGUGUGGGAGGACGAGUGGGUGGAGAAGCUGGAGCACAAGAAGGUCACCGAGACCAAGCUGCUGCCCCACGUGCGCUCCCUCUUCCCCUUCGAGGGCCAGGGCAUGAAGAUGGACAAGGGCGAGGUGAUGCUGCUCAAGUCCAAGACCAACGACGACUGGUGGUGCGUCCGCAAGGAGAACGGCGUGGAGGGCUUCGUGCCCGCCAACUAUGUGCGGGAGAUCGAGCCCCGCCCGGUAGCCUGCAUCGUUCCCAAGGCGGAGAAGGUCAAGUCCCUGCAGAAGGUGAAGAAGACCAUCCUGGUGCGCCAGGUGGUGCCGGUAAAGAGGAUCAAGCCGGUCAGCACCGCGCCCAAGCCACUGGUGCAGCGCAGGACCUCCAGCCAGAGCAUCAACGAGAACGCCGACAGCGUGGAGAAGCGCCAGCAGAGGAUCAACGCCACCUACGACGAGCUGCAGGAGAUGGCCCAGAAGCGGCACGCCCUGCUGGAGGACUCCAUCCACCUGUUCGGCUUCUACCGCGAGUGCGACGACUUCGAGAAGUGGAUGAAGGAGAAGGAGCGCAUGAUCAAGUCGGACGACGGCGAGGGCGUGGAUAACGCCAAGCGCAAGUUCGAGAAGUUUAUCACGGACCUCUCCGCCGCCUCGAAGCGCGUCGAGGAGAUCGACGGCGCCGUGGACACCUUCCGCCGCCAGGGGCACUCCCAGCUGGACAAGAUCAUAGCCCGCCAGCGCCAGAUCCACCAGAUCUGGCAGCGCCUCAACAACGCCAAGGCCCAGCGCGAAAAGUCCCUGGAAGGGGCCUCCAGCGUGGAGCUCUUCAACCGCACCUGCGACGAGGCCAAGGUCUGGAUGAGCGAGAAGAUGCUCCAGCUGGACACGGCGGUGAUCACCCCCGACCUGCGGACGGUGCAGGCCCUCCAGCGCCGCCACCAAAACCUGGAGCGCGAGCUGGCCCCCGUCGAGGACAAGGUGAACAGGGUGACCUACCUCGGCAACUCCGUCAAGAACGCCUAUCCCGCGGAGCGGGACAACGUUAAUGGCCGCCAGAAGGAGGUCCAGGACAUGUGGCAGCAGGUGCAGCAGCGCGGCAACGACCUCCGCAACCGCAUCGAGAGCGAGGUGGGCCAGCAGAUCUUCAACAACAGCGCAAAGACCCUCCUCGCCUGGAUCGACUCUGUCAAGGACCAGCUGAACGCCGACGAGUCUGCCCGCGACGUGGAGACGGCCAACAACCUCCUGAAGAAGCACAACGACCUGGGCGACGACAUCCGGGCCCACGACAACGAGUUCCUGGAGAUCAUCCAGCUGGGCAAGCAGCUCUCCGACGGCAAGCCCCACAUGGCGGAAACCGUGGCGCUGAUCGAUCGCCUUAAGGCCGAACAGGAUGCCAUCCACCGGGGCUGGGCCGAGAAGCAGAAGUGGCUGCUGCAGUGCGUCGGCCUGCAGAUGUUCAACCGGGAGGCGGACAAGAUCGACGCCACCACCAAGAGCCACGAGGCCUUCCUCGAGUACAACAACCUGGGCUCCUCCCUGGACGAGGUGGAGGCCAUCCUCAAGCGGCACCUGGACUUUGAGAAGAGCCUGAUGGCCCAGGACAAGAUCCUCAAGGGAUUCUCGGACAACGCCGACAAGCUUAUUGCCAAUGAUCACUAUGAUUCCAAGUACAUCGGUGAUCGGCGCAACCAAGUGCUGGGCAAGCGCAAGGCCGUCCGAGACCGCGCCUUUGAGCGCAAGCGCCUUCUGCAAGCUUCCAAGGACUUCCAGAAGUUCGCCGCUGAGGCGGACGACCUCAAGGUGUGGCUGCAGGACAAGACCAGGAUCGCCGGCGACGAGAACUACCGCGACCUGAGCAACCUGCCCCGCAAGCUCCAGAAGCACCAGGCCUUCGAGCGCGAGCUCCGCGCCAACGAGGGUCAACUGAGGAACGUGACCAAGGACGGACAGGCCCUGGUCCAGGCCGGCAACCGGGUGCCCGAGGUGGAGGCCCGAGUGGCCGAUCUGAACAAGCGCUGGAAGGAGUUGCUCACCCUGUCGGAGGACAAGGGCCGCAAGCUGGAGCAGGCCUCCUCGCAGCGGGAGCACAACCGCGCCCUGGAGGACGCCAAGAAGAAGGUGGAUGAGCUGGACUCGGCCCUGCGAAGCGGCGACGUGGGCAACGACCUGCGCAGCUGCAAGGAUCUGAUCAACAAGCAGCAGAUCCUCGAGUCGGAGAUCACCAUCUGGGACCAGAAGGUCGCCGAGCUGGUGUCCACGGGAGAUGAUAUGGCCCACGAGGGGCACUUCAACGCCCAGAACAUCGAGGCCGGCACCAAGGAGCUGCAGCAGCGCUUCAAGGACCUGCGGGAUCCCACCCAGCGCCGCCGGGCCAAGCUGGAGGAGAGCCUCAACUACCACAAGUUUGUGUUCGAACUGGAUGCAGAGUUCCAGUGGAUCAACGACCACCUGCCGGCCGCCAAGUCUAACGAGCUCGGCCAGAACCUGCACCAGGCGCAGUCCCUGCACAAAAAGCACAAGAAGCUGGAGGCGGAGAUCAAGGGCCACCAGCCGAUGAUCAGCAAGGCCCUCCAAGCCGGCCAGACCCUGAUCGGCCAGCAGCACCCUGAGAAGGACCGCGUGCAGGAGUUGUGCCAGCAGCUCGAGCAGGCCUGGCACGACCUGGAGGGCCACUGCGCGGAGCGAUCGCGCAAGCUGGACAUGUCUUUGAAGGCCCAGCAGUACCUGUUCGAUGCCGGCGAGAUCGAGUCCUGGCUGGGUGAGCGCAACAACGCCCUGCGGUCCACGGAGUACGGCCGGGACCGCGACUCGGCGGCCAAGCUGCUCACCAAGCACAAGACCAUCGAGCUGGAGUUGGACACCUACUCGGGCAUCGUCACCGAAAUGGGCCACAGCUGCGCCUCUAUGGUGGCUGCCGGGCAUCCGGACAGCAAGGUCCUGGCCGCCAAGCAGCAGCUGAUCGAGAAGAUGCUCAAGUCCCUGCACAAGCUCGCCUCCCAGCGCCAGGUGCGCCUCAUGGAGAGCCUGUACAAGCACGAAUACUUCCUGGAGUCCGACGAGGUGGAGCAGUGGAUCCGCGAGCAGGAGCAGGCCGCCUCCUCCGAGGACUACGGCCAGGACUUUGAGCAUCUGCAGCUCCUGCAGAACAAGUUCGACGACCUCAAGCAUCGCGUAGAGGUGGGUGCCGAUCGGGUGGACCAGUGCGAGCUCCUUGCUAAGAAGCUGAUUGAUUCCGAGAGUCCCUACGCCAACGAGGUGGAGAAGCGCCAGGAGCAACUGAGGACAUCCUGGGAGAACCUACUGCAGCUGCUCAACCAGCGCGAGCAGAAGCUCCACGCCGCCGGCGAGAUCCAUCGUUUCCACCGCGACGUGGCUGAGGCCCUCUUCCGCAUCCAGGACAAGGACGCCGCGCUGUCCAACGAACUGGGCAGGGAUCUCAACUCUGCCCUGGCCCUGCUGCGAAAGCACGAGGGCUUCGAGAACGAUCUGGUCGCCCUGGAGGCCCAACUCCAGGUGCUCGUUGAGGACUCUGUGCGCCUGCAGGCCAAGUAUCCUUCCAACGCCGCGGCCAUAGCCCAGCAGCAGGACAAGGUGGUGGCUGCCUGGAACGACCUCAAGGAGCGGUCCACCGCUCGCGGAGACCGUCUGGCCGCCAGCUCUGACCUGCAGACCUUCCUGACGGACGUCAGGGACAUCGUCUCCUGGUCUUCGAACCUGCGCGCCGCCCUCCAGGCGGAGGAACACGUCAGCGACGCCAUCGGUGCCACCGCCCUGAAGAUCCAGCACGACGCUAUCUACGGAGAGAUCGAGGCCAGGGAGGACAAGUUCCGCUACCUGAACGAGCUGAGCGACUCCAUGGUCCAGACCGGGCACUACGCCGCCGCCGACGUGGAGGAGAAGUGCGCCGCCAUGCUGGACGAGCGCCAGAAGCUGCACGCCGCCUGGAACAAGAAGAAGAUCAUGCUGGAGCAGAAGAUCGACCUGUUCUGCUUCCUGCGCGACGCCAAGCAGAUCGACAACCUGUCCAGCUCCCAGCAGGCGGCCCUCAGCAGCUCCGACUUCGGCCAGACUGUGGAGGACGUCCAGAACAAGAUCCGGAAGCACGACGAGUUCGAGCGGCUCAUCCAGACGCAGGAGGAGAAGGUGGCCCUGCUCCAGGAGCACGGCCGCAAGCUGAUCGAGCAGCGCCACUACGACAGCGCCAACAUCCAGACCAUCCUGCAGGGCGUCCUGGCCCGUCGCCAGAAGGUCAAGGACCUAUGCGCCGUGCGGCGCUACAAGCUGGAAGACGCCCUGUUGUACGCCAAGUUCGUGAGGGACUGUGCCGAGGCCGAGUCCUGGAUCAACGAGAAGCAGAAGAAGCUGGAGGCCGACGCUGCCAGCUACGCCGAGGUGGCCAACCUGGACGAGAAGAUCAAGAAGCUGCAGAAGCACCAGGCCUUCCAGGCCGAGGUAGCCGCCAACCAGGGCCGCAUCCAGGAGAUUCAGGACACGGGAGUCAUCCUCCUCAGCAAGCAGCACGAGUCAUCGCCGGAGAUCAAGCAGGCCAUCGAAAGGGUGCUCCAGGCCUGGCAGGGACUGCUGGCCGAGCUGGAGCAGCGCGGCCGAGGCCUGGAGGAGGCCCAGGACAUCCUGGAGUUCAACAGUCAGCUGGACAAGAUCGAGGCCUGGAUCCGCGACAAGGAGAUGAUGGUGCAGGCCAGCGACACCGGCCGCGAUCUGGAGCACUGCAACGCCCUGAUGAGGAAGCUGGACGACGUGGACUCUGACAUGAGAGUGGACGACCAGCGGGUGAAGCACAUCAACCAGCUGGCCGACAAGCUGAUCAACCAGGCCCAGCUGCCGGCGGACACCCAGAGCGUGGACACCCGGCGCCAGGACUUCAACCGCAACUGGCGACAGCUCCAGGGGGCCCUCAACGCCUACCGUGCCCUGCUGGGCGGAGCCAACGAGAUCCAUGUGUUCAACCGCGAUGCGGACGACACGGCCGAGCGGAUAGCCGAGAAGGCCCUGGCCAUGAGCUCCACGGACACCGGCAGAGACCUGGCCGCCGUCGAGUCCCUGAUCCGCAGGGAGGAGGCUCUGGAGCGGGACAUGUCGGCGGUGAAGCAGAAGAUCGACCAGCACGAGACCGCCGCCGACUUCCUCAUCAAGAAGUACCCGGAGCGCGGGGCCCAGCACAUCGAGCGCAAGCUGGAGGAGCUGCACAAGUCGUGGGCCAACCUGCAGGCCUUGUCCGUCAAGCGGCAGAGCCUGCUGAACGAGGCCUACCUGGGCCACAAGUUCGUGUCGGAUGUGAAGGAGCUGGAGCUCUGGGUCAACGACAUGGUCAAGAAGAUGAACAACGCCCAGGCCCCGUCGACCAUCAACGACUGCGAGACGCAGCUGGAGCUGCACCAGGAGCGCAAGGUGGAGAUCGAGGGCCGCGAGGAGGCCUUCGCCGGCCUGCAGAAGCAGGGCGACCUACUCUCCAAGCAGCAGAAGCAGCCUGAGAACGUGCGUCGCUACCUGGUCGUCCUCGAGGACCUGCACAAGACCCUGAACGAGGCCUGGAGCGAGAGAGCCCGCGACCUGACCGAGGCCCACCAGCUGCAGCUGUUCAAGGCACAGGUGGAGCAGGUGGAGAUCUGGCUGGCCAACAAGGAGGCCUUCCUGAACAACGACGACCUGGGUGACUCGUACACGGCGGUGGAGCGGCUCCUCAAGAAGCACGAAGAGUUCGAAAAGCUGCUGCAGUCGGACCAUGUGGAGACCCUGCAGAAGUUCGCCAACAGCAUCCUGGAAGGCGACCCGAAGGAUGCCGACCUGAUCCGCGAGAAACUGGCCUACAUUCUGAGAAGGAAGCAGAAGCUGAUCGAGCUGUCCGCCGAGCGGAAGCAGCGCCUGGUGCAGUCGCUCCAACUGCAGGAGUUCCUGCGCAGCCUCUACGAGAUCGACCGCUGGCUGGUGCAGAAGCUCCAGGUGGCCCUGGACGAGAACUACAGGGAGCCGAGCAACCUGCAGAGCAAGAUCCAGAAGCACGCCGCCUUCGAUGCCGAGUUGCUAAGCAACUCCCCGCGAGUCCAGUCGGUCAUCCACGAGGGCGAGCGGCUCAUCCGGGGCGAGCACUUUGCCAAGGACGAGAUUGCCCAGCAGGUGCAGCUCCUGGAGGGAGACUGGCUCAAGCUGAAAGGUGCUUCGCAGGCCAAGAAGGACAAGCUGCAGCAGGCCUACGACGCCCUGGCCUUCAGCCGCACCCUGGACGAGUUCAACAACUGGAUGGACGAGGUGGAGCUGCAGCUAAGCAGCGAGGACUACGGCAAGGACUUGGCGGCCGUCAGCAACCUGCUGAAGAAGCACGAGCGCCUGGAGGCGGACGUGGCCCACCACGGCGAGCUGGCCGAGCAGCUCAAGCAGAAGGACGAGCAGUUCUUCCAGGCGGACCACUUCCUGCGCCACGAAAUCCACGAGCGGGCCACUGCCAGCAUUAAGAGGUACAACACCCUGCACGAGCCCUUGGGCAUUCGCCGGGAGAACCUCGAGGACUCCCUCAGCCUGCAGCAGUUCCUGCGCGAUGCCGAGGACGAGCUGCAAUGGCUGGCGGAGAAGCAGCUGGUGGCGGGAUCUCAGGACCUCGGCACCAGCCUCCUGUCCGUCCAGGGGCUCCAGAAGAAGCACAACUCCCUGGAGGCAGAGCUGACCUCCCAGGAGCCGCUGAUCCAAGCGCUCCUCCAGCGCGGGCAGCAGAUGAUCCGGGACAACCACUUCGCCAGCGAGCAGAUCCAAUACAAGUCCGAGCUGCUCCAGAAGCAGCUUGUGACGCUGCGCGAUCUGGCGGCCAUCCGACGCCUCCGGCUCCUGGACGCCGUGGAGAGCCAGCUGUUCUACGUGGAGGCCAACGAGGCGGACGCCUGGAUGCGGGAGAAGCGCCCCGUCCUGGCCAGCAGCGACUACGGCCGCGACGAGGUCUCCGUUCAGGGCCACCAGAAGAAGCUGGAGGUGCUCCAGCGGGAACUCGCCGCCUUCAAGCCAUCGAUCGAGAAGGUGGCCAAGCUGGCCACCGGACUCAUCGAGAGGAACCACUUCGACAGUGCCAACAUCGGGGAGAAGAACGGCCAGGUCAGCCAGCAGUACGAGGACCUGCUCCGCCUGGCCAAGGAGCGGGAGCUGCGCCUGGGCGAGUGCAAGAAGCUGUUCGAGUACCUGCGGGAGACCGAGGAGCUGCACGAGUGGGUGGGCGACCAAAUGCAGGUCACCGCCAGCGAGGACUACGGCGAGGAUGUGGAGCACGUUGAGCAGCUGAUCCUGGCCUUCGAGUCCUUCGUCUCCAACCUGAACGCCAACGAGGCGCGCGUCGAAGCCUGCCUGGAGCGGGGCGACCGUCUCAUCCAGGAGAACAACCCCUACAGGAGCUCAAUCAAGUCCAAGCGCGACGAAACCAAGCAGCUGUGGGAGGAGCUCAAGGAUCUGGUGCACGCUCGCCAGGAUGCCUUGGCCGGAGCCAAACAGGUCCAUGUGUAUGACCGCGUGGCGGACGAGACCAUUCAGCUGAUCAACGAGAAGGAUGCCUCCCUGAUUUCCGAGGACUACGGACAGGAUCUGGAGAGCAUCCAGGCCCUGGGCAGGAAGCACCAGGUGUUCGAGUCCGAGCUAGUGGCCAUCCAGGGACAGGUUGACUCUGUCCUCGCGGAGGCCGGCAAGCUGGGCGAGAUCUACCCGGAUGCCAAGGAGCACAUCGAGGUGAAGCGCGACGAGACGGUGGAGGCCUGGACGGACCUGAAGGAGAAGACCAAUGCCAGGAAGAGCAAGCUCAGCCAAGCCGAGCAGCUGCAGUCGUACUUCGACGAGUACCGCGACCUCAUCGCCUGGAUCAACGAGAUGCUGGCCAAGAUCACCGCCCCCGAGCUGGCCACCAGCGUGGCCGGAGCCGAGCUCCUGUUGGCCAGCACCAAGGACCACGACACGGAGAUCCGAGCCAGGGACGAGACCUUCGCCAAGUUCGCCGCCAACGGCCAGCAGCUGAUCAAGGAGAAGCACUUCCUGGCCCACGAGGUGGAGGACAAGAUCAAGGUCCUGCAGGCGCGACACGAGCUCCUGAAGCUCACCCUGCAGAAGCGUCGGGAGAUCUACGAACUCAACUUGGACACCCAGCUGUUCCUCAAGGACGCCGAGAUCCUGGAGCAAUGGAUCAGCAGCCGCGAGCCACAGCUGAAGGACGCCAAGCUCGGGGACUCCAUUCCCCAGGUGGAGGACCUGCUGCGCCGGCACGAGGACUUUGAGAAGACGGUGGCCGCCCAGGAGGAGAAGUUCCAAGCCAUCAAGCGCAUCACGCUCCUGGAGCAGCUCUUCCGGCAGCAGCUGGAGCAGGAGAAGAUAAGCAAGCGGCAGGAGAAGGAGCGCCUGGAGAAGGAGCGUCUGGAGCAGAUCAAGCAGAGGGAGCUCCAGCGCCUGGCGGAUGAGCGACGCCGAGCCGAGAAACAGCAGGAGCAUCGCCAGAACGCGGCAUCCCAGGAGAAGACCCCUAUCUUCUCCGCUCCCAUGGUCACGCCAUCCCAGGGAGCCAGUGGUGGCUCGUCUCCGGCGACCCACCUGAAGCCGCCAUUCGGGGACGACAGCGAGAGCCUCGCCCUGCAGAAGAGCAGCUCCAGCGGCAUGUUCGGGGAUCGGCUGCGUCGCGGGUCCGCGGACGCGAAUGUCAAGCGCGCCGAGAGCAUGAAGGUGCAGCCGAAGCAGGCCAAGCGCACGCCGUCCUUCACCACAAGGCGCCGGGCGCAGUCCUUCCGAAAGAACCAGAAAGGCGAAGGAUUCGACCUGCCGCCAGUGGAGAUUCAGGGCAUGCUGGAGCGCAAGCACGGACUGCAGUCGGGCGGCAAGAAGGCCCCUGUGCGGUCCUGGAAACAGUUCCACACCGUGCUCUGUGGCCAGUUGGUGUGCUUCUUCAAGGACGAGAACGACUUCCUGCAGCAGAAGACGGCCACCGCCCCGGUCAACAUCCUGGGAGCCAAGUGCGAGCGCGCGGAGGACUACACCAAGAAGAAGUACGUCUUCCGCCUAAAGCUACCUGACGGAUCGGAGUUCCUGUUCGAGGCUCCGUCUCUGGACAUCCUCAACGACUGGGUCCGCAAGAUAUCCUUCCACGCUAGUCUGCCGCCAAACCUACAGCUGCUCAGCUACGACGAGUCCAUGAAGCAACAGUCGAGCAGUUCGCCGGACAUCAAGGUAACCAGCAGCGUGGAGUCGCCAGUCAGCUCGCGUAACUCCUCCCCCGACUCCCAGCGUCGCUCCAGCGGCGGCCAGCUCCUGGACGGCUCAGCCACUCCCCAGAUGGCCUUCCUGCAGCGACAAAUGCAACAGCAGCAGCAACAGCACCAGUCCCAGCCUGGAUCCCCCAGCUCGCCCACCUCCGGCUUCGACCAGAAGCCACCGAUACCGCCGAGAGGAGCGCCCCCAGUGGCCAGCCACCGCCAGAGCCAAGAGAACCUAGUGGUGCUGCGCCAACACCAAAGUUCCAGCAGUGACCUAACCGAUGGACGCCUCCAGCAAUCGGCUACUCUGCCCGCCGGCCUGAGCGGAGUCCAGCAGCAGAACGGAGGCAGCAAGGAUGACGGUGCAGUGCUGAAGCGCAACAGCGAGGCCAGACAAUCGGAUAAUCCGCCGCCAUUGCCAACAACGAUGCCACCGGUGGGUGGCCACCACACGACUCAGCAUCUGCAUCACACCCACCAUUCCCAUCCGAGCCAGCAGCAGCAGCACCACCAGGCGCAGGUCCAGCAGAGGAUCAAUGCCUUCAACGCGGCGGCCAGCCAGCAGCCCGACUACUACAACAACAACCUGGCGAGGCAGCAACACUCCCACCAGAAGGUGCCCUCUGGCAGGAUCGACUCCACCAGGAAGUUCAUCGAAAUGGAGUCGCACAACAACAACGGAAACGGGAGCAGCAGCAGCAACAGCAGUCCCAAGAGGAGCACCAUCAACUACUCCAGCAGUGGGGCGAGCAGCAACGGCAACGGUAAUGUGAAGCCUGGAAGUGGAAACACCACCAAGAUUACAACCACUUCGACCACCACCACUCACACCCACCACGUGACCUCGAGCAGUCGCACGGUGUGGCAUCUAACCAGCUCGCCCACCUCAUCGACCAAGUCAUCCUCAACCGGGGGCUCCUUGGAGCCGGGGAACACCAUCAAUGCCAUCAGUAAUCCAAGCUAUAUGGGUCUGCAUCUGAAUAACAAUUUCGAAACAAACGGAGCCGGUGGUUGGGGCACCAGCCGCUUCGAGAGCAACCGACCCGUCUCCCUGCAGCCAGACUCCAUCAGCUUCUCCCGGGUCUCCGCGGAGAGCUCCAGCGAGAGCGAGGCCCAGUCGAUAUCCUCCGUGUCGGGGGUGAAGGGCAGCAGCAGCAAGGGCAGCAAGGAGGAGCGACGCAGCGGCAUGUUCCGCAUAUUUGGACGCAAGGGCGACAAGGAGAAGGAGAAGGACAAGGACAAGCGCCGCUCCAGCCAAGUACCGCCGCAGUAAACCCCAAACCUGACGAACAGAAGCCACCGCUAGAACAGAUCAACAACCAGGCCGAAUUGUUUUUGUAUUUUUUAUAUACAUAUACACAUUAUAUAAUUAUUUAAUUUUUACCGAUACGCGCCAAGGGCCAACAAUUUGGAAAACAAGAUUCAAAAUAAACGAUACACGUGUCUACUUAAAAGCUAACGCGGUACCCGAAACACGAAAGUAUAAAAGGAUUAUUAUAUAUAUAUAAAGUCAAUGUUUUAAUUGCAUU